GGCGUGUGUGUUGGUUUCCCCGCUGCACACACGGCUCACGUGCACGGAGCCGUCUCCCAUCGCGCUGUGGCUGCGCGGCUCGGCAGCAGCAGACGAGCAGAGGGGGGGCGAAGGACGGCGAGAGUUAGCGCGGAGAGAUGUAGGCUUUAUCGCCGGCGACGGGCUCAGCGGCUGCACGGACAGAGCUGUGGCGCAGGAGGAGGAGGAGAAGAAGGGGCGCAACGGGGGAGGACAGGCUGCCCGGAAAAAAAAACAAAAAAAACACAGCGCACGGGAGGAGGAAGGUGGGGGGAGAACGAGAGGGAGCAGCGAGGGGAGAGGAGUCAUUGAGCGGCGAGAGGGAGCUGACAAGGACACGGAGGGAGGAGAGCGCGCAGACGAGCCUUCCCUGACGCCUGGAAGUGCGUGCACAAAGUAGAAAAGAAGAGGAGGAGAGCGAGCCUGACAGGAGGUCGAGCUCACGGGGCUUCACUGACACAGGAGCGAGGAGGAGGAGGAGGAGCGUGGGGGCAAGUUGAUGGAUUUGAUUUGGAGAGAGUAUUUUUAGAAGGAGGAGCGUAGACACGAGAAGAAUGUGGAGAUUAGAGAUGCCGUCUUUGAGGAGAGGAGAGUCGGGGGAGGGAGGAAGAAGGGGAAGAGAGAGAAACAGCAGCCGGAGAUGUUGAGAUCAGAGUGUGACAGAACAGAUUAUCUCUGGUCUGGUUUCCCACAGGAAACCGCUGCGAGUGCGAGUGCACGUCCGCGCGCACGCACGCGCGCACACACACGCGCGGCUCCGUCUUCGGGGGGGAAAAGUGUGUCGCGGCGCGGCUCCAACUGUGGCGCUCGGAGGCUGGAGACGAGGAGCGAGCCCCCCGCCGCCCCCCGCGCUCACUCACGGGACCCGACAGCGCUGACGAAAAGCCGAGCGGGCGAGCGAGCGCCGGAGAGCGGGAGCCAGUGACAUCACGGGGAGGUCGAGGCGUCCAAAGUGAGCGCGCGCCGAGUGGGACGGAGGACGGAGCGGCGCCGGGCGCAGUUGGAGGCGCGAGCGGACGGCGAGGCGGAACCGGUCGCCGUCUCGGCAACAAGCCCUGCUCACGCAUGAGUGUGAGGACGGGGGAGCCUUGAUGUGACUGCAGCGCAGCAGCCAGCUCCCUCUGCUGUUCUCUAAUUAUUUUAAUUACCUUCCUCCUUUCAUCAUUUGCCUUCGUUCCUUCUUGCCGCCGCCGCUCCGCUGGUGUUUUGUAUUCCGUCCCCCUCUCUCCCUCUUCCCCUCGCUCUCGCCUUCGCUCUCUCUCUCUCUCUGUCUCAUCCUCUCUUGUUCACUGUCACACUAACUGCGGUGGAUGCUGGAGUCAGUCAUGUAGAAGCCACCUUGCUUGGAGCACGUUUGACUAGCUGAUUUUAAUUUUUUUUUUUCCCCCGUCCGUCGUCUCCUGCUGACUCGGAUGAUUGCAGCGCUGUCAGACUGAGAGGCGAGGGGACACGGCCAACAAGUAGCUGCCGCUCACAUCCAAACCACAACGCCGCCUUAGAGGGGUCCUUCCAUGUGCACACAGCACCACACGUUGCCCUUCAAACCGCGCGGAUCGGUGCUUGUUGGUCCGGACACACAUCCAGGUGUGGAUUACAGUAGUGGAUUUAUCCUGGAGCUCCAUGUGGGCCCCAGCCCCUGAGGCCUGGCUGGGAAAUGCAGGCUUCCCCGCGGCUGUAGGAGCGCUGUGGGCAGCCAUGGCCCUGGAGGGGCGCUGUCUCCGGCGGGGGUCCCCGGCCAUGAUCCGAAAGGCCCGCGAGCGCCGCCCAAAGAAGCCGACUCUGGCCCAGGUCACUUCCACUCUGCUGUCAAGGACUCGCCUGCACGGCCUGAGGCACGUGUGCCUCCCGGGCGGCUCCGUGGGCCGCCGGGCCUUCUGGCUGCUGGCCCUCUGCACCUCGCUGGGCCUGCUUCUGUCCUGGUCCUCCAACCGCCUGCUCCACUGGCUCUCCUUCCCCACGUACACGCGGGUCCACACGGAGUGGGCCAAGGAGCUGGCCUUCCCCGCCGUCACCAUCUGCAACAACAACCCCAUCCGCCUCUACAAGCUCACCAAGAACGACCUGUACUUCGCCGGACACUGGCUGGGCCUGCUGCUGGCCAACCGCACGGUCCGGCCCUUGGUCCUGGACCUGCUCCAGGAGGACCGCCGGGCCUGGUUCAGGAAGCUGUCGGACUUCAGCCUCUUUCUGCCGCCGAGGAACUUUGAGGGAACCAACCUGGAGUUUAUGGACCGACUGAGCCACCAGCUGGACGACAUGCUCCUGUCGUGCAAGUACAGAGGAGAGCCCUGCGGAGCUCACAACUUCUCUUCUGUGUUCACCAGAUACGGGAAGUGCUACGUGUUCAAUGCCGCCGAGGACGGGAAGACGCUGCGCACCACCAUGAAGGGAGGGACGGGCAACGGGCUGGAGAUCAUGCUGGACAUCCAGCAGGACGAGUACCUCCCAGUGUGGGGGGACACGGAGGACACGGCCUUCGAGGCCGGUGUGCGGGUGCAGAUCCACAGCCAGGCGGAGCCCCCGUUCGUCCAUGAGCUGGGCUUCGGCGUGGCCCCCGGCUUCCAGACGUUCGUAGCCACCCAGGAGCAGCGGCUGACCUACCUGCCUCCCCCGUGGGGAGAGUGCGAGUCCAAGGCUCUGGAGUCGGGCUUCUUCCAGGUCUACAGCGUCACCGCCUGCAGGAUCGACUGCGAAACGCGCUACAUUGUGGAGAACUGCAACUGUAGGAUGGUGCAUAUGCCCGGUGAUGCUCCGUACUGCACGCCUGAGCAGUACAAGGACUGUGCUGAGCCUGCCCUGGCCAAACUGUCGGCGCUGGAGAGCAGCAACUGCAUGUGCAGGACGCCGUGCAACAUGACCCGCUACAACAAGGAGCUGUCCAUGGUCAAAAUCCCCAGCAAGACGUCGGCGCGCUACCUGCAGAAGAAGUUCAACAAGUCGGAGAAGUACAUCACAGACAACAUCCUGGUGCUGGACGUGUUCUUUGAAGCGCUGAACUACGAGACCAUCGAGCAGAAGAAAGCCUACGAGGUGGCCGGCCUGCUGGGUGACAUCGGAGGUCAGAUGGGCCUGUUCAUCGGCGCCAGCAUCCUCACCAUCCUGGAGCUCUUUGACUACGCCUAUGAGGUGGUCAAAGGGCGGCUGCUGGAUCUGCUGAGCAGAGAGGAGGAAGAGGAGAGUCACGGGGAGGAAGUGAGCUCCUGUGACCCGGUGGCCAACCACUCCGAGUCCAUCAGCCACACGGUGACGGUGCCCCUGCAGACGACCCUGGGCACGCUGGAGGAGAUCGCCUGCUGAGCCGCACGCAUCCAGCAGGUGGCGCUGCGUCCGCCGUCGGGGGGCGCCUGGCUGGAGCGUUACCAGGGGAGGGGGCGAGGACAGGAGACAAGGACGGGGGCUGGUCUGAGAGCAGCGCUGCGUCGUGUCCCCGCGCCCCGUCUGAGGCGCUAAUGGGGAUUAAGGAGCUGUCGGCUGGACUUAUGGGCCCGCUCCGUCACCCUGCGCCGCGCUGCGGUGGGAGGGCGACCUCCGGCGCGGCAGACUUUGAGGUCCAACAAAGUUGCACAUAGAUAAUCCGAGACAGAGUUCACCCCUGGGCAGCGUCUCGUGGGCAACGCAGGCCGCUCACUGCCAAAUGAACUGCACAGGACCGGCCUCCAGACUGUCCCAUCUGCAUGUGUCCCCCCCCCCCCCGCGGACUUCGAAUGUACAGACUGCACCUAUGGUUGUUUAAAAUCAUAGCUCAGACGCGUUCAAUCCACCCGUGAUAAUUGAUUCCGAUUAAUUAGCUCGGGCUGAGGGUGUGAACGCAUCAAUCAGACGAAACGGCCCCAAACAUUUCUCUUUGCUCAACGCAAACUGGGUGAAAGCAGCCCGCGUUUGCUCACCCGUCAGCCUCGGCUUGGUGGGUGUUGCAGAAGGCAUGUUUGCUGCUGACUCCCAGGGUGCUGAGACAUCUUUAAAGCGAUGUCACACUCUCACUGUUCAAAUGUAUGUGAAUAAAUGACUGGCUUCUGGCUGCUGCACCUCACCACAGCGCCUAAUCUGAACUCUGGCUGCCAAACAUCACUGUACCAGCGCUGGCAGUAAACGAAUAGGCCCAAGGUGUUGUCAAGGUUAUCAUUUCAUUAGGAAAAUGACAGAGUGAUAUUUUGGACAGCUAUUACUGUUUUACUAAAGACUCCUGGUGUUUUAGGGUCCAGGACCUGCUGUGUUAUGGUGUAAAUAUCUGUGUUUUUCUCAUAGAAACAGGUACCAUGCAGACAGGCCUGAGGCAGAUCUCGCUCCGGGGCCAAAAAUAACGCCAUGUUGUAUCUGUCGCAUUUUUUUUCCCCAAUGUUAGUCGAUCUGCAUCGCUCAGUAGGUGAGAAUGUUAUGUAACAGACAGCAAUUUGGGUCAGUUGAAUGUCACGCCGAGAAGGACGGGCGCGAUUCGGUGUGGGUUCAGUGGAAACAUCAGCAACAUCCAGUAUAUACGGCUUCACACCAAAAGCUUGUGUUCGACCAUGAUUGGAUCAUUUAGUCUCUGAGUUUUCUAUUACCGAGCAUGGUCUCUGUCAUCAUGGUAAUGUACAUUACAGGUAGGAAUGAAUUCAAGUGCUUUGCUGGACUCUUUGAAUUAUGAUUUCCCAUCUGUGGCUCAACCUGCUGUUUGUGUGUACGAUCUCAUGUCGUGGCUUAUGACAAACGCAAUCCUCGGCCGACGGGCGGACACGUCCCGUUUCAAGCAACGUAGGCAGUUUAUUUCAUUUUUCUUUUCCUUUCUACAUCGGCUUCAAUUGUUUACACAGGACAGUGUUUUCUCAUUUUGUGAUGCAGCAAACGAUGUGUGUUUUUAAUGUGAAACAAUUAAAUGAAAAAGUUGUUUUGCACUGA
This is a messenger RNA of Betta splendens (Siamese fighting fish), 4893 nucleotides long. RefSeq names its product acid-sensing (proton-gated) ion channel 2 (gene asic2). The record is from RefSeq and is a predicted model, not a curated record. The transcript has 10 exons. Bases 1639 to 3315 code for a protein of 558 amino acids. Gene Ontology annotation, cellular component: membrane. Lineage: Eukaryota; Metazoa; Chordata; Actinopteri; Anabantiformes; Osphronemidae. Gene Ontology annotation, molecular function: ligand-gated sodium channel activity. Gene Ontology annotation, biological process: sodium ion transmembrane transport.